Molecule: messenger RNA, 1069 nt
Organism: Plasmodium coatneyi
Lineage: Eukaryota; Apicomplexa; Aconoidasida; Haemosporida; Plasmodiidae
Exons: 2
Coding region: 260-1069 (269 amino acids)
Source: RefSeq, a predicted model, not a curated record
AAUAGUAUUCUUUGAAUGGGGUAUUUUUUUCACAAAAUAUAAUUAUUUUUUCUAAAUUUUUAUAUUUUUAAAUUAUUAUUUCCUUUUAACUAAUAAUAUAUCAGCUUAAUAACAAAUUGUAAUUUUCAGGAAAUUGGAAGGACAAUUUUGUUUAAACAGAAGAAGAUAAAAAAAGGGCGAGCAUAUUUUUAAGCUUCCCGCCUUACUUAGUUUUGCGAACAAUAAAUCGAACUAGAAAAGUUUUCACUUUAAAUACAAAAUGGCGAACUUAGCGAAUAAUAACUCGGGAAAGAAGACCUUUGGCGUUUCUUUUCUUACCAAAUUGGCCAUAUUUUCCGUUUUUGUUGGAACCUUAAACACCUUUACUUUUAGUAACAAUGGUGAGUUCUCAAACAACCAACUUUCCGUCGGAUCCGUGUCAACCGCAACAUACAGAAGAUGCUUAGCGGAAAAGUGCGAACCAUCAACAUCGUCUUCUUCCGGCAAAACAGGCCAAAAAAAAUCAAGUAAAAAAAAGGACCCUUCCAAAAAAAGCAACACAGAUAGUGAUCUCUCAUUAGGAGACGAAGUAUGCCUCCUUGAUUGUCCCCAAGAAGUUAACGAACAAGAUAUGGAACAAUUAGGAAACAUGUUUCAAGAAUUAUCAGAGAAGUUAAAUGUAGGACAAUAUUUAGAAGAAUAUAGAGGACAGAUGGAGGAAUUCGCAAAGAAAUUUGAAGAAGGUGAUGAAGAAAGUCUCAACAUGGACUUCUGUAAUGAUUUAUUUGGAAAAUUAGCUGAUUCUUUGAUAGAGACAUAUGCUAAAGAUACAAGUGAUGAGAAGAAAACUAAAAUGAAAGCAAAUGCCCAAAAAGCUACCAACAGGUUGCUUAAGUACUGUUUGAAAGAGAAAGUAAGACAAAAUAAAAAGAAGAAAAAGAAGGAAAAAAAAAAGCAAAAGGAGAAGGAAAAGGAACAAGAAAAGGAGAAGGAAAAGGAGCAAGAAAAGGAGAAGGAAAAGGAGAAAGAAAAGGAGAAGGAAAAGGAACAAGAAAAGGAGAAGGAGAAGGAACAAGAUAAUACAAAAUAA